UGAUGCCUUCAGGUUCCAUUUAAUGUUGUAAUCGUUUCUGGAUGAUUUAAACCUGGUGUUCCGGUUUGGUUUUAGGCUUUUCAGUACUGUGGAGGGAGAAGCCUGUUCAUAGUAACUGGUAAGAAUGGAGGACACAAAGAACAAAACUCCCAGCUGGGCUUUGACUUUGCCAUUCUGGGGUGUUGUUUCAGACGUGUAAUACUGGAUAGACACAGUGAGAUGUGGUGGCAGCAGCAGUUACAUAUUCCCUGACAUAGGUGGAGCCAUUGACUUCAACUAUAAAGCACAUAAAAAAUUUGUGAGAGAACAGAGUGCCUCAUGUCCCCGUGUCCUGCUUAUGGAGGCACCUUUUGCGAUACUCCUGGAGAGUAUCCACCCUUGUCUGACAAAGUCAGGCUGGUGUUAUGUGAAGCAGGGAACACACAACAGUUCUGAAAAAAAAAAAAAAAUCACCUCAUUUUAGCAAGAAUUAAUUACAGCACUGGUGAUCCGAAGCAGGAGUGAGUUCCAUGACCUGUUGUGGUUUGUCUUGUAGGGCUGUUGCAUUCUGUGGAAGACAGCAGUGCCCUGAACCUAUUAGUUGAAGGGACAGUAGCAGCUGAAGGAGGAACUCUUGAGUGUGAAUCUAAGGAUCUUCAGCAGUUUCGGUUCUGAUCUCUUCUUUGGAAGGAUGCAUUUUUAAAGGCCAGUCUUCAUACAGUAGGAAGCCUAGUCUGUGCAAUUACCAUAAUUUUUUAUGCUUUUAAGCUAGAUUUUUCCCCUUUAAUUCCUGAAUCCUUAUGUUUACUUCCUGAGGCUGUCCUGAGGCUCAAUUUGUUGCUUGCAACUCAUUUCCAUGCAUGGUUUGUAGUGUAGCUGAAGCAGGGUUGCUGGAAUGAUGCCUCAGAGAGCUUGAGCUGGGCUAUCAGAAGUAAUAGUGCUGGGAAUGCUGCUGUAACUGCUCUCUCAGCAUGUCUGUGCUCAUUUCAUUUCUAAGCUCUUUGCUUGCUGGUCUGCUAAAGCCCCAUGGAAGAUGGAUUGUGAGUUCUCUUUUGUGUAUGUUACUGAUCCUGUUUUUUCUGCCUAGUUCUGGUGAGACUUGUUGUGGAGCUGAAGUCAGAACAGUACUUAUACUGCAUUUUGGAUGAAAGUCAGAAGGAGCUGUGCAAAGCAACUACCAUGAGAAGCAGCCUGCCCACAUUUUCUCUCUUGGGCAAGCUGGCAGAUGCCAUCCCAGGCUUUGCUGAAAUGCUGGUGGUAAAGCACAAUAAUUUAGUGGAUCAUCUGCUGAUGGGCUUGACAUACCCAAAUGAACGUAUAAAGGCUGCUGUCUGCUACUUGUAUGGCAAGCUGUACUCGUCUCCUGUUGGCACAGAACGGCUCUCAGGACACUUUGAAGAAAGGCUGUGUGGUGUCUUCUUGAAUACUCUGGGGUGUGCACAGACAAAGGAGCUGCAGAUUAAUUGUUUGGGUUUGCUAAAGGAGCUGUUGAAAUCUGACCAUUUUGUAUCUAUUUUUAUGAAUAAUUUAAAGACAGAGGAGGAGUCUGAGAACACUGACUUCUUAGAAGGGGAAAAUCCACUGCCACUUGUUCUCAAAAAGCUCUUGUUGACCAGAGAUGAAAUGUUACAGGCAGCGAGUUCUCACUGUAUGGCUGCAGUGCUGGUUCACUCGCCUAGCAGAUAUGCUCCUGCUUUUAUCCAUGCUGAUGUCCCAGAGUUCCUCUUUGAGUGUCUCUUGUGCAAAAGUGAAGUCGUCAUCUGGUCAGUGUACUGCUGCCUGCUCCUCCUGACUGAAGAGCGCCUUUUCUUCUCCAAGUGUCACACGGUCUAUGGCAUUGAAUCUCUGGUGAAGAGUCUCCAAGGUGUUCUGCUGCUGAACAAUGUGGAGUUGCACAAACAAGGACUCCUGCUCUUCACUGAAAUAAUGAAACGGCAACCAGUGGAAAUCAAAUUAUUCACAAACCGAGGUGUAUGUAUAGAAGCCAUUGAUGUUUUGAUGGAGACAGUGAACUGCCCAGUGCUGGAGGUGGCGGUGGAGGCUGUGCAAGCUGUGGCUGCUUUCCUGAGGAAGGACCAUCUGAGCUCCCCUCCAGUCCCAUAUGAAGAACUGCAGAAGCUUCUGGAGGCAGUGCUGAAGCGAUGUGCUGACCUUUCCCCACCACAGAGUAGUAAGAGGCAUGCAGGUGAUCUCCUAUUCUCAGUGUCUCAGAGUCACCCAGCAAACAGAAAUCUUGGUAGAGCUCCUCAGAGACAGGGUCAGUUCUUGCUCAAUACCCUGGAAAGUUUCAGAAAUGCUUGCAGGUUAGCCGUGGAGUUCCAGGGUGACUUCAUGGCCCAAGAGAAUGCUUUCACUGCCCCCAACUCUGAGAGCAAAGACACACUAAGCAACUUUUCUGAGUUCCUGUUGAGGAUUUGUGACAGUCUCUGCAUCCCCAUGGUCAUGAGCUAUCUGGAAAGGGCUGUCAGCCCGUCAGUGACGGAGGUUUUCAUCUCGACACUCAAUACCCUCUUUGCAGUGGUGCCAAGCAUGCGGAAUAAGUUCUCCAAGAAGCUGGCAUCUUCGUCCUUCAUCCGACUGACACUGGAGCUCAAGGCCAGAUUUUGCUCUGUACAGAGUAAUCCUGUCCUGAAUCACACCUGUUCCAGCUUCCUCUGCAACUUAUGCCUGAACCUUUACUCAGCCACAGAGAAGACGAGAACUUCUUCUCAGGAGGAGCAGGAGAUGUCUGAGCUCCUGCAGAAGGGUCUGCCUCAGUUAAACUACACCAUUGCUGAAAGCCUUCUUCUCCUGUCUGAAACCCCUGAGCCAUUCUUUUUGGAUCAGUCUCUCUGCAGCCACCAGCACUGUUUCCUACUACUCUUAUACUUCGCCUACACCUUCGGGGAUAGGUUUGUUCCAGAUGCAGAAUUAUUUCUAGCUGUAAGAAAUUUUCUCCUAUCAGCACAGGAUCAUGGAGACUGUCCCCCUCCACACAUACUCAGAGCUGCACUUUACCUCCUUGCUGUCUGUCAGGACAAAGACAAAGCCCUGGAUAUGAGGUCUUUGUCUACCAUAAGAAGGAUCCUGGAUAAUCUUCCAGAUCUGAGCUUGGUCUAUGUCCAUUGUCCUCUCCUGCUGAAAUUCUUCCUGCACUACCCUGAACUCAUGGGGAAAUGUGGACACCAAGUCCUCCAACUCUGGUUUUCCUGGGAAGACUGCAAGCAGACUGAGGUUGAAGAAGCUGAUUUUGGCUCAUCUGAUCAACUGACCAGUGCUAACCCAUUGCUUCCCAUUCUGAAGAGCAAUACCAGCAUUUUGCUUAUUUUACUGGACCUGGUCUGCUCAAGCUCUGUGGAAGUGGCUUGGAAGGUGUUGAUGACUCUAAGGACCUUUCUGGAAAGAAAUGAGGAUGUCCUUGUCUGUGAUCUGCUUCGGAGCCGAUUUUUACAGAUUCUGCAGCAGCUUCUGGUAGAGAGCAGCUCAGCCACCCUACAAGCUAACAGGAACCUGCCUAUUUUGCUGAGCCUUCUUUUCCUGGUGCAGCUGCGAAGCAAGGGCAUAAGGGAGCUGGACAGCACAGACUUCAAGCUGCUUCACCAGGUCUGUAAUCUCUGUGGGAAAUGCACGCCAAGGGACACUGACCUCCUGCAGCCAUCCUUGAAUUUUCUGUACUGGAGCCUUCAUCAGACAACACCUUGCAGUCAACAGAGAGCAGCGGCUGUGCUGCUCUCCAAUGUGUCCUUGCUAGAACUCCUGCAGAAGGUUUUGGAAUGCACCUGGCUGUGGUCCUCUCCUUCCAGACCUGCCUGCCUGUCAUCUGAGGAUGCCUUGCUGUGCUCUGGAUGGCUGUUGGUGGCAUCCCUUUUGCUUUAUCAGCAUCGCUACAAUACUGAGGUUCACCAGACCCUCUCUGUAGACCUUACAGAAGUCCUGAAUGCAGUCAUCUUCAGGAAUAAGAAGCCAGUCCUGCUGUUAGUGAGCAUCAUGCAGUUCCUGAGAGCUGUUCUGCGACAGAACUUCUCCUCCUCCCUGCUGGUGAUUGCUGGCCAAAACACAGCCCCAAGUGCUACUCAACCACAGCCAUCAUCACUACAGGACAGUGCCUUGCACCCCCUUGCCAUGCAGCAGGUCUUCUCUCUUGUUGUCAGUCUGCAGAACCUUCUGGUGCAUGUCCAGUUGCAGAAAGACCUGCUGCUCUCUCAGGCAGUGGUUGCCUGCCUAGAAACCUUAGUGGAAUACCUGUAUGUGAAGAACCAGGAUGUUGCUCUGCAUGUUGCUUCACAGCCAUGGCACCGGUUCCUGCUCUUCACACUACUCAGUGGGGGCCAGAAGUCUUUUCUGCAGCCAGAAGUUCUCAGGAUGAUGACUUUGUUUGUGAGAUAUCAGAGCAGCAAUAUUAUUUCUCAGAAAGAAAUUAGCCAGAUUAUUCAGGAGGCAGCAGAAGCCAACAUAGCAGAGCUGCCUGAGGCCACGUCUCAUGCUCUUCACCUCUUUCUUUCUCAGGCUGCAAAGGCCAUCAUGGAUUUUCUCAUCAUCUGCCCCUUUCUACUGGCCUUGCUGCUGUCCCAGGGCAGCUUCACAGACCUGGAGAAACAGAGAGUAGACUCUGGCUUGGAAAUCUAUAAGAAGCUGUUUGAGGUGAAGCGCAAGGACCAGAUGAAUGCUCUGAAGAACUUGAUUGAGCUCAAUGACAUCAACCAGCAGUACAAAAUCAUUGACAUCAUGCUCAAGGGACUCUUCAAAGUGCUGGAGGACUCCCGUGCUGUCCUUAUCGCUGCUGAUGUGCCUCCUGAUGGGCCCUUCCCUCAGGAUGAGAAGAUAAAGGAUGCAUACUCUCAUGUGGUGGAGAACACUGCCUUCUUCGGGGACGUCGUCCUGCGCUUCCCCAAGAUUGUGCACCACUACUUCGACCGCAACUCCAACUGGAACAGCCUCAUCCGCUGGGGCAUCGGCUUCUGCAACCUGACGGGUGUGUUCGAGCAGGGACCCCACUCCCAGGUCCUGCAGCUGAUGGCUCAGGAGCUAGGAAUCAGUGAGAAAUCGCCUGAUUACCGCAAUCCCUUUAAAACGGACCAGUCAGAGUUUUUCCCCAGUGCUGACACCUUUCAGAAGGCGCUGCGGGAUGAGGAGAAGAGGAGGAAGAAGGAAGAGAAGCGGAAGGAGAUCCGCAAGGGCCCACGCAUCUCCCGCUCACAGUCGGAGCUGUAGCAUGCUGGGACUUGUGCCUUGCAGUGGAGGUGACACCACUGAGACACAGAGUGGCUUGCUCCCUUUUCGGCAGCUUUGGGCCAGUGCCUGGCCAUUCCCUUUCCAUUUGUGCUGUGGGUUUUGUUUUGUUGCCUUUUGUUUUUGUUCAGUGAAGGUUGCGUGGUGGUGCUGGUUGCCCCAAAGGGGCUAAAGUGAGAUACCCCUUCUGCAGAGGUAAAGCACAGACAGGACAACACUGGAGCCAUCCCCUGGUCAGGGUGUUGCUGCCUGUGGAGAAGUAGGGUGUGGGGGACACAUCUCUGGUGGAGCCCAGGGAGCCCUCCUCACUGCAGCACACCCCACACUGAAGAUGCCUCCUCCAACACGGGUGGGCUGGGGCGUGCAUCACACCAAACAGCCUCAUGAGCAAUGCUGCUUCUCUCAGUUUUGCUUUUUGUUUUGUUAAACGGGUGAUCUCAUGGGCACCCCCCACUGGGUUCUACCUGGUCUCUGCACAGCUGCUACCUCUGCCAGAUCAGACCUUCCCUUUUCCCAGCGGCUGUUUCACUGAGCAACAUGUGUUUCAUUGUCCAGACGUAGUUGAAAAUGCCGAUGGCAGCUGUUCCUGGCUGAUGGCAGGUCGGGGCCUCUGCAGGUCAUUCCCACAGAGAAGCAAAUGCCCGGUGAAUUUUUGGACAAUUUGGAGGAAUUUUGGUACUUGGCUCUUUGCAUCCAGUGGGUGGCUGUAGUGCAAGCAAUGCUGAUGCUGAAGAUGCUGGGGAGCCAGCCUUGAGCCACUGACAGCCUGUCCUGCAGCCCAUCCCUUCUCUUUGGGGCUCAUCCUCUCUAAAUGAGCCCCCAAAGCCCCUUGUCACGGGACAGCCAGAUGAGGGCAUGUGGUGAUAGCGCGGCCAAAAUAGGGAGGGAGGCAACUUGAGUGGCUGCGACCCUCCACCACGUGUCAGCUGCCAUAGGAGCACGACCCGACGCAGCCACCCUGUGAUUUGUCACCUAUGCUGAUGGCCUCGCACCAGAGCAGGCUCUUGCAGGCUUUUGCUUUCCCAAGGAGCCGGUUCGCUGUGUCGAGCUGGCAGCAUCACAGCCUUUGAGGAAAGGGAAACGUCCCGGGUUUUUUAACAGCAGAGCCAAGUCCCUCCAUUGAGGGGAGGGGGUGGCAAUAGGCGCAGUUGGUUUUUCUUGAAUAAAAUUAACUUUAUUAUUUUUUUUAA
Messenger RNA from Taeniopygia guttata (zebra finch), 6377 nucleotides. The record is from RefSeq and is a predicted model, not a curated record. Lineage: Eukaryota; Metazoa; Chordata; Aves; Passeriformes; Estrildidae.